AUGAAUCUGAAGAUCAAAUUCAUGGACCUGGAAGCCUCGCGAGGCACUAGUACCACCAUAAUCCAGUCAUCAAAUGUGCCUUCCCGCGGUUCUGAGGAAAUUCUGGCGAUUUUAUCAAUUCAAAUGGGCUGUAGCUUUCUCCAGGGUCUCCAUGACGAAAGGUUUUGCAUUAAGCACAAAAGGAAAAGCAAUGAUGUCUUUUUCCUGGCGGCUCUCAAUUUGAUGGACGGAUUCGGCUCAGCUGGUAGGCUGGGCCCAAUCACGCCAGAGGGCGCACGAUGCCCAAAGCCACACGCAUUCGUGCCCAACGCCCAUGCACAUCAGGACCGACCGGCUGGUGGCAAGUCGAUCUGGCAGCAGCAUUUCAUUUGA
Penicillium oxalicum is the source of this 372-nucleotide messenger RNA. RefSeq lists its product as uncharacterized. The record is from RefSeq and is a predicted model, not a curated record. The transcript has a single exon. The coding region runs from base 1 to 372 and encodes 123 amino acids. NCBI's taxonomy places the organism in Eukaryota, Fungi, Ascomycota, Eurotiomycetes, Eurotiales, Aspergillaceae.